Messenger RNA from Aspergillus nidulans FGSC A4, 1788 nucleotides. Its product is annotated as Lectin C-type domain protein. The record is from RefSeq and is a predicted model, not a curated record. Lineage: Eukaryota; Fungi; Ascomycota; Eurotiomycetes; Eurotiales; Aspergillaceae. The transcript is spliced from 2 exons. The coding region runs from base 1 to 1788 and encodes 595 amino acids. Gene Ontology annotation, cellular component: membrane.
AUGUCCCUGAAAUUUAAUCCGGAUGAUUCUCUUUUGAAUGCUACCUGGGCUACCGUCCUUCUGAGCGAAAGAGAUGUAGCCGGACAAGUCCCAAUAAAUUUCGUCACCACAUCCGCUAUCUCGCUGCGGGCAGCAUGCUUUGGCGACAACAAGUUUGCCCGGAAUGCAGCCGAGAGAUGCAUCUCCAAUUUGCUGGCUAUCGGCUACCGGCGCUUCAACAUCGAUCUAUACUGGUCAACCGAGCUCCGUCGUUGGAUCCUAUGCCCUGUUUCGAUUCCUAAGGGCCUGCAUGUCGUGACCGUAUCCCCGGACGCUACAUCCACUGCUACUGCUUCGGUUGCACAAGGUACUGUCACAGCGGAGCUCGACUCGUCGGAUACGCUGCUGUAUGAUCUUGGCUCGUAUAAAUGCUCGGAUAACUUGGAUCUGCAGGACUUGAUAGAUAUCUUUAGUGAUUACUUUCAGUAUACCAACACAAAUCUGGUGAUAUAUACGAGAUAUCUGUCGCUCAAUCUCCAUGUUGCUGCUGAUCCCACUUCAGCCGAGGAGUCACCAUCGACUGUCACGGGCGAACAGCUUCCGGCCGUAUCAGAACGAGUCGGCUAUAUCCUGAAUGAUAAGCUUGGGUCAUACAUCUACGGCCCCUCCAGGCUUCUCGAGGACCGCCGUAACCUGAAUGUUUCGUGGUAUGCGGUAGAUGAAUCGAACAAACCAAUUACUCAGUACUUCACCAUUGAGGAGGGCCCGGAGGGUAUACAAACCACGCCAGAUGGAUGGCCAAGCGCAAAUUUCAUACAGCUAGCAGCUGACCGACGGCUGCUUAUUGAGUAUGGCUCGGUUGGUUCGCAGCUGAGCGACCACGAUCUCUCUGCAGAAAACGACGUUAUAUUUCCUCCCAACUACCUGACUUCAUCUAUAUCGGUCGACGCAGGUGACAACGGGAGUCUGGAUUCCGGGUGUCUAUACAACCCAGGUACGACGGACAUCUCAAAAGUCAACUCAUCCUGGGCAAUGUCUAGCCACAUCCCCGUCCCCUCCAAGUCCAGCGAGGAGUCCCUCCGGUCCAUCUCAGACCUGGUAGUAAACCUCACGGCAUGUGGAAUGGCCUUUACGCUUAACGAUACCCUCUUCGGCAACACUGCGGACGAGGACCCGGUCCCGUACCGCAAUCUCUCCCUGUCAUCCUCUUGGGCAUGGGCCCUGGGCGAACCCGCAGCCCCCUCCCACGACCUCGACUCUGCCGAAUCCGAUGACACUCGUUGCGCCGUAAUGGACCUGUCCCUUGCUGGUCAAUGGCGCACAGCUAACUGUUCCGAAUUGUAUCGCGCCGCGUGCCGCGUGGAUAACGAGCCAUUUCGGUGGUCUCUUUCGUCAGACCCUCUCACAUACAGAGAUGCCUACGACAGCGCCUGCCCUUCUUCCACAAAAUUCUCUGUUCCUCGCACGGGCCUUGAAAACACAUACCUACUCCGCCAUCUACUUUCGUUAUCACAUGAUCUAAUCGACCCGUCGGCCUCAGACACCCUCAAAACCGCAGUCUGGAUUGAUUUUAACUCCAUUGAUACCGAAACUUGCUGGGUGACCGGCGGACCCAUUGCAACUUGCCCGUAUACCGCAGAUCCGGACCAACUUGAGAGACGGACGGUCUUGGUUGCUGCUGUCGCGGGUAUAGUGAUCUGCAUUAUUGCGGCGCUGACACUGUUCGUCAAAUGUAAUGCGAACCGGCGAAACUCGAGACGAAACAGAAGGGUUAUUCAGGGAUGGGAGUACGAAGGUGUACCUUCUUAA